AUGAUAGCAAAUAUAUUUCUGCAUGGAAGUAACUUUAGAUUAUUAUUAUUUUUCAAUACUUCGGAUGGACGGGUCCGCAGAUGCUUCAUCGAGUCAAUGCGACAUCUAGCGAGCCAUUUUAAUACUGCAGGUUACUUGAGAACGUAAUAAAGUCUGGUUUCUUUGUAACUAUAUGUCCUGAUAUUUCUUUGACUCAUCGUAAAAGUGAAUCGUUGUCGCGUAUAUCCAAAGUCAGAAAAACAUCAUAUUAUAGACGAAGGCGGUGGACCUGAAUCAAUAAAGGAGAAUAUAACCCUCCUUAGUGCAAUGCAAUCGCAAUGUUGCCGUCCCACCAGCUAACUUUGUUGACCUCGGGUCAUUGCCUUGGCAACGGUAAAGGCCUUAGCAAACAAACUGGCUUUUCCUUUUAAUAUCUGUUCUCCCUUCGUGGCGGUUAAAUAAAAUACUGACAAUCUAAAAUGAUACAACAAGAACUAUUCAUUGUCGUAUUUGUAAUAAUAUACAACGUAUGUAAUAAAUGUGUCUACCUAAGGUAGAAAAACGUGGAGUUUUGAUGAAAAAGGUAACAUAAAACAUUAUUUAAGGAGGGAGGGAGCCAGUAAAUUAGAAAGCAAAAUGGCUGCGUGCAGGACCGUGACGUCGGUGGUCGGGACGACAAAAUAAUGACUUGAGCCCUUUAUUCUACUCCAAUUUAUUCAGUUUAACGAGGGUCAUUAGCGUGAGAACCAAGGUCCAGUAUGAUUAAGCCGCAGCUGGUCCACAGCGACUCUGAACAGAGUUCAAACUCCGACCAAGAGGAACUUCAGGGGCCGUCUACAACCGGCCGUAGGACCACCAGGUACACAGGAACACGCAAGGGCCGGGGGGAUGGCGCGAAGAGUCCGGAAACACUCAUCACAGACUACCCCAUCAAACCCGACAUCACCAUUCAGUGUGAACAGUGCAGGAACUUCAUGGACAUUCGCGACUUUAACGAGCACAGGGCAUUCCAUAAGGCUCUGAAGAUGUAUGGAUAUCAGGGAGUCACGGAGCCAAAUAGCCUGGAAGAGCUCAUCGAAAGGAGAAAGAGGCUCCUAAAGAGGCUGACAUCUGAGGCUACCCCUGAAAAACCCAUCCCGCAAGACAAGCUACGGAAAAUCAACGAUGCCUACGAACUGCUCAAAUCGGACUUGGAGGGCACUUACGAAGUCUUCCGGCAAGUCCGAGAAGACAUCCAGGUAGACAUCGAGGGAAUCGCGCUCAACUGUAGCGCCCAGUGUGCAAGGGCUGUUGGGAUAUGUGCGGAUGCAAAUCCCAGAUGGCGCACAUCUAUGGAAGACUUUGGAGUGUUCCAGAACCACUUCGGCGAAGAUCCAAACAAGACAUUUUUCGCUCUGUACGACGGACACCACGGCCCAUUUGCGGCAGAGGUUGCGUCUGAUGAACUUCACCGAUACCUUAUCGAAGAGGUGGCGAAGUUUGAUUCAGAUGUCGUGUACGAUCGCCCAGAGGAUCUACAACACCCUGAAGACUACUUGAACCUGAAGGACAAAGACGAGACGGCAGUCACGUAUCGCAGCGUCAACCAAGAUGGCGAGACGGCUCGGUCCACGAAAGCAGGCGAGGCCACAGUACCCGGUGAUCCGUACACAGAGGACAUAGCCACGGCGUUCAGACGAGCGCACCAGCAGACUGACUGGGUCCUGACGCGCGGGAGAGACGAGCAGUCCCGUGUACGGUGGAGCGGGUGUUCCACGCUCACGUGCCUCGUACAGAACGCCAACAUGGAGGACGUGUCAGACGAUGAAACAGACGAGGCGAAGACGGCCAGGACAAAUCCUUCGUCCGUAGAGAAGGACUUGCCACAGGAGAAAGGGGUUCUCUUUGUUGCCAAUGCUGGUAACACCCAUGCUGUGUUGUGUCGUGAUGGCAAAACCUAUCGCAUCACCAUGGACCACACCACGUCCAACCCCCACGAGCGCAGCCGCGUCGUACGCACCGGGGGCACCAUCACCGGCAGCAAGAAACACGGCCGCAUCUUUGGCACCAUGGCAACGACCAGGGGGCUCGGUAACCACGGCGAUGUAAACAUCAAGAAAUGUGUGCUGAAUGAGCCAUUCACGACGUGCGUCUCGAUAGACCAGUACGCACAGUUCCUGAUUCUUGCAUCAAACGGGGUUUGGGAGGUUCUCUCGGACAAGGAAGCUGUGUCCCUCCUUCUACAGAUGGUGCCUGGACAGGAGAUCCCACCGCCAAGCGACCAGCCCCCCAUCUCCAUACAUGGCGGCAGUCGCUGGAACGGACAGAGUUCCUUCGCUGGGAGCAACAAGCCAAUGAUAGGGGACAACCAUGCCCUGAACAGAGGAGGGGGGAAGACGGACCGCUCACAGAGGGGAGGGGCAAGAGCACAGACCGCGCUGUCCGUCAAACUCCACACUCCACGGGAUGUAGACAAGACAGCAGAGAAGGGAAAUGAGGGAAAGAAAGAUGACAAAAAAGAUGAAAAGGAGAGAGCUAAACUAGAGGAGAAACUGGACAUCGUGAGUAAAUCUCUGGAGCAAGGACAGAAUCAGGAAAAAUUUGACGAUGAAGAGGUAGAGGUUGGUAGUGUCAUAUCAGAGAACAUCAAGAUUCUGGAAGCUGAUUUUGGUGACCAGAAGUCAGAAGUUGAGUCGCAGAAACCCAUACAGAACUACCCAGCCAUAUACACCCAGUCCGAGCUGACUUGCAUGCCGACCAAGAGAGAGAUGUACUGUAACCUGGCUAAACUGAUGGCUGAGAGACUGGUGCAGAGUGCCUUACUGGCAGGGUCUAAGGACAACAUCACUGUCAUGGUGGUGCUGCUACCUGGCUGCAAGAUUUGAACUUGAAAAUAAGCUAAAUGUACAAGAACUUCUGGAUUGAAGUAAAAACAUUUGUUGAGAAUUGCCUGUACAUGUACUGAUACAUGUAGCCAUAGUUAGAUUUCAGUUGUGAAAUUGCACAAAAUUUCCACAUUGAUAUAUUUACGAUGCAACAACAGCAAACACUAUGUGAUUUCAUGAAGAGUCGUUUUGUAAAAUAGCCAUAUCACUUGUGUGAUUUUUUGCAGUUGGCCAUUACUCAGUAUGUUAUGAAGUCCUGAUAUCCAUCCAAGAGCACUUGGAAUCAUGAAUACUAACCUUCUAGUGAAUCUUGUUGGACUGUGAGGUGUAAAAUGGGGAGACAUAAAAAGGCAACAUCGUUGUGCCAAUCUAUCAAUUGAAAGAUUUUGCAAUUUUGACAGUAGACUAAAUAAAAGACGUGUAAAUUGAGAGACAAAACUACUGGCUUUAACAACUAUAUAUAUGAACAGAUGUUGUCUAAUUUCUUGCACCAAUAAGUGUGACUGUAAAGGCCUGGUGAGCAGUUUGCAUUGUUUUUGUAAAAUUGUGUAGUAUGAACUUGAGUCAUGUCACCUUCUGGUAACUGGCACCUGAUCACAUAAUGUUCAUAUCAACUAACUGCCAGAGCUGUAAUGGUACAAUAAAGUCCAGUCAGGUCUUA
Messenger RNA from Branchiostoma belcheri (Belcher's lancelet), 3504 nucleotides. Its product is annotated as protein phosphatase 2C-like domain-containing protein 1. The transcript has 3 exons. NCBI's taxonomy places the organism in Eukaryota, Metazoa, Chordata, Leptocardii, Amphioxiformes, Branchiostomatidae. The record is from RefSeq and is a predicted model, not a curated record. Gene Ontology annotation, biological process: protein dephosphorylation. Gene Ontology annotation, molecular function: protein serine/threonine phosphatase activity. Bases 738 to 2843 code for a protein of 701 amino acids.